This is a messenger RNA of Diospyros lotus (date-plum), 591 nucleotides long. RefSeq names its product secreted RxLR effector protein 161-like. The record is from RefSeq and is a predicted model, not a curated record. The transcript has a single exon. Lineage: Eukaryota; Viridiplantae; Streptophyta; Magnoliopsida; Ericales; Ebenaceae. The coding region runs from base 1 to 591 and encodes 196 amino acids.
AUGAGGGAGCUUUUUGAGAUGACAGACCUGGGGUUGAUGACUUUCUUUUUGGGAAUGGAAGUCAGGCGGAAAGAUCAUGAAAUCUUCAUAUUCCAGAAAAAGUAUGCUAAGGAGAUUCUAAACAAGUUCAACCUUGAAGAAUGCAAGGGCAUGAAUACUCCUAUGAAUGUUAAGGAAAAGCUAAGCAAGGAUGAUGGAACAGAAGGAGUAGAUCAGGUGCAUUUUAGAAGCAUGGUUGGCUGCCUCAUGUACCUUACAGCUACCAGACCUGAUAUCUUGAAUGCAGUAAGCAUUUUGUCAAGGUUUAUGCAUUGUCCUACUGAAAUGCAUCUCAAAGCAGCUAAAAGUGUGUUUAGGUAUGUCAAAAAUACCUGCAAUUUUGGAAUUAAGUUCAAGAAAUGUGAGGAAUUUAAGUUGAUAGGCUAUUCAGACAGUGAUUGGGGAGGUUCUGUAGAUGAUCUAAAGAGCACUUCAGGAUAUUGUUUCUUCCUUGGGUUUGGUGCAUUCUCUUGGUGCUCAAAGAAGCAGGACAUAGUGGCUCAGUCAACUGCAGAGGCUGAAUUCAUUGCUGCUACAGCAGCUGUAAAUUAA